Onychostoma macrolepis is the source of this 3277-nucleotide messenger RNA. RefSeq names its product terminal nucleotidyltransferase 5Aa (gene tent5aa). The record is from RefSeq and is a predicted model, not a curated record. The coding region runs from base 973 to 2142 and encodes 389 amino acids. NCBI's taxonomy places the organism in Eukaryota, Metazoa, Chordata, Actinopteri, Cypriniformes, Cyprinidae. Gene Ontology annotation, biological process: mRNA stabilization. The transcript is spliced from 2 exons. Gene Ontology annotation, molecular function: poly(A) RNA polymerase activity; RNA binding.
AAAGUACACUGUAAUAAUGUCAAAUUAAAAGUUCUACUCUAAAGUACAUUUUAAAUCAUUGUUUUAAUGUUUUUUAAUGAUUUUGUCUACUUUGAAGAAGUACUUAUUUUGAUGUGUUGACUAACUUACUAACUAUAAGCACGUGUAAAGUACUCGAUUACAAAUUUAACUGUGGUGAGUUUUUCAGUAUUACAUUUAAAUAUAUUUUAGAUAGGCUAUAUUGCAACUUUAUUAUAAAUGUGCGUCCUUGUUACACCUUACAUGUAGGGUACUUACUAUUUUAAUAACAAUAAAUAAAGCAUAAAUGCAUGCAAGUAAUACUAAGCCAAACCCUAAUCCUAACCCAUAUAGUAAUUACAUUUAUGCAUUUAGCAGACGCUUUUAUCCAAAGCGACUUACAUUGCAUUCAAGUUACAGUUUCUACAUUUUAUCAGCUCUUGCUUUCCCUGGGAAUCGAACCCAUGAUCUUGACGUUGCUAGCGCCAUGCUCUACUAUUUGAGCUACAGGAAAGCCUAGUAAUUACAUGUAGUUAAUUAAUAUUACUCAGUAUGUAUUAUUACACUGUAACAAGGACGCCGUAAAGUGUAAGUUAUCUGAGUGUAAGGUAUCUUCAUGUAUCUGUGUGCUAAGUGACUAAAUGUGAGUUUGAGCGCACAGCUGUGGAGAGAUGAGUCGUGUGUUUUCAUUGGGUUGCUGGUGUGUGUGUGUGUGUGUGUGUGCGUGCGUGUGUGUGGUGAGGCGAUAGGCGUGACUUGAGGCGCACAGAAAGCUCCAGCGCUGCCAGACUGUUGUCAUUCUCCACUCUCCACUCUCCAGCACUGCGUGCGCGGAUGACCCUCUCCACAGCAGCACCCAGAAGAAGGACAGACCUCCGCAGCGUCUCGCGUCAAGCGCAUUAUGCGUCUCCUCAGCUCUCCUCCUAACAUCUCCAGGCAGUAGAUCGCUCCUCGACUCCUCCAGCAGACGCGACCAUGGCUGAAGAGGACAGCACGAACUUCAGCGUGUUGAGCUGGGAGCAGGUCCAGCGGCUGGACCUCAUCCUGACCGAGAGCAUCCCGAUCCACGGCCGAGGAAACUUCCCCACGCUGCAGAUGAAGCCGCGGCGGAUCGUGACGGCGGUGCGGAGCCGCAUGCGGGAGCAGCGCAUCCAUGUGCGGGAUGUGCGUCUGAACGGAUCCGCCGCCAGCCACGUCCUGCAUGAGGACAGCGGGCUCGGCUAUAAGGACCUGGACCUCAUCUUCUGCGUGGACCUGAAGGGAGAGACGGAGUUUCAGAUCGUCAAGAACAUAGUGCUGGACUGUCUGCUGGACUUCUUACCUGAUGGGGUCAAUAAAGAGAAAAUCACACCGCUGACCUUGAAGGAAGCAUAUGUGCAGAAGAUGGUGAAAGUGUGCAAUGAUUCGGACCGCUGGAGUCUCAUCUCUCUCUCCAACAACCGGGGCAAAAACGUGGAGCUCAAGUUCGUGGACUCCUUGCGCCGGCAGUUUGAGUUUAGUGUCGAUUCUUUCCAGAUUAAGCUCGACUCUCUGCUGCUUUUCUACGAGUGCUCAGAGAACCCCAUGGCCAAAACGUUUCACCCCACCAUCAUCGGUGAGAGCGUGUAUGGAGACUUCGCCACGGCGCUGGACCACUUGCGCAACAAGGUGAUCUGCACGAGGAACCCCGAGGAGAUCCGAGGAGGCGGCCUCCUGAAGUACUGCCAUCUUCUGGUCAGGGGUUUCCGAGCCGCCUCCGAGUCGGAGAUGAAGUCUCUCCAGCGCUACAUGUGCUCCCGCUUCUUCAUCGACUUCUCGGACAUCAGCGAACAGCAGCGCAAGCUGGAGUCUUACCUCCAGAACCACUUUGUGGGCUUGGAGGACCGCAAGUACGAUUAUCUGACGACGCUGCACGGGGUAGUGAACGAGAGCACGGUGUGUCUGAUGGGACACGAGCGGCGGCAGACCCUUGGACUGAUCGCCAUGCUGGCGGUGCGCGUGUUGGCCGAGCAGAACGUCAUACCCAACGUGGCCAACGUCACUUGCUAUUACCAGCCUGCCCCUUAUGUUGCAGAUGGUAACUUUAGCAAUUAUUACAUUGCCCAAGUCCAGCCAGUCUUUACCUGCCAUCAGCAAACCUACUCCACAUGGCUGCCGUGCAACUGAACGCCAAAAAGAUGAGCUGAAUCAUUGCGUCUUUGAAUUUGUUUUGCAAUUGACCCUGAGUGUUACCGUCCACUUCCCCAAUGUGCAUCGAUGCUUGAGUGAAAUGAAUGGGGUUUGUCUGUUAUCUCAAAUGAGUUUGGAGGGCAACUUCUGCUCUGCCUUGCCUAAUUCUCGGCCGAUCUUGAGGUUUUACACUUGCUAACAGUUCUCAAGUGCGUUUCUGACUGGUUGACACGUUGAGUCCCAGUCGUUAGAUGCAUGAGAAGGGAAGUGCGAGGUUUUGGAAAGCUGCAGUUGCACCCUUUAGUCCAAAUGGAAACCGAUGUAUUGAUAAGAACCUUUUACAAAGAUUCUCUGAAUGAGGAGAAGAAGUCAAAAACCAACAAUUACAGUUUGUACAAACCAAAGAUUUUAAGAUUGUAUUUUUAUACUACCCAGACUAUCAAAUGAUGUGAUAGUGCUGUCUAUAUUUGUACAUGUGAAUGCAUUCAAAGUGCCUAACGUCAAUGCAGUAUGCUGAGGUGAGCAAAGCAACCUCAAAAUCGCGAAACACGACAAAGAGACUAAAAGCUUGUGAAUGUACAUGAUGUGUCCUGAUUUACAAAACAAGCGUAAGUGUCAUAUUUGUUUGCGGUUCAGUCUCUGUCUAUUAAUUGAACUCUUAAUUUAUUGUUUCUGGGCAGUGUCCACAGCUUUGAAAAGCCAUCUUUUAGUUCAGUCGACAUUUGCUUUACAGCAAACCGUGGUGAGAGUUGAAAGCACAUGCAGCCCGAAAACAAAGAAAACGCUUGUUUUGUGGGCGAGAGCGAAGUUUGUUUCCGGAAUUUCUAGAUGAAAGGUGUUUGCAGAAGCACCUCUGAUAGUGGGACGCUGUUUGCUGUAACAUCCAAGCAGGGAAUUCGACAGCUCCUGCUGAAGUAAAACCCACUGUGUUCCUGCUCUCCGGUCACAGCUGCUCCGCCGGCUUAUCCUGACCCCGCGUUCACCCCCUGUUAACAGAGUGUUAACCUGCUCUUGAUUAAUAGAGCUGUGGAAGGAAGCAGGCGGGGCCAUGGCAUAUAUGUUUAGACUUGACAAAGAAACUUGAGAGGAGAGGGAAGAGGAAAGCGAGAGUUUGAGGGAAAGCGAGACGCAG